CGAGCGUUGGGAGCCCCGGCGGCGGCUUAAGCGCCCCAUGGAGCCACCGGCGGAGGCCGGAGGUGCUGCAAGAGAAAGGGAGAGGAGAGAGCGAGAAGCGAUGGCUCACGGCAACCCUGUGCCUAAAUUCUACAAAUCGGUCAUUGAUGAUGUGAUUGAAGGAGUCCGAGAUGUUUUUCUGGAAGAAGGUGUAGAUGAACAAAUUCUGAAGGAGCUCAAGCGGCGCUGGGAAAUGAAAGUGAUGCAGUCUAAAGCAACUGAAGGUUUCUUCCGCCACAAUCAUGUUUUGCCCCAGUUCACCUUGCAUCUUCCGUCCAGCUUCCAAGCCCUGCAGACUACAGGUGUUACUACAGGCAGAGGAAUGCAUCAGUUCACUAACGGUACAACACCAGCAAUAGCAGCUGAACUAGAGUCUUCCCAAUCUAGUGGGGCCGUCCUUUCUCUGCCUUCUGGCCUUACCUAUCCUAUCCAAAUACCCUCUGGUGUGACUCUUCAGACAACCUCUGGGCACUUGUAUAAAGUUAACAUGCCUGUGGUUGUCACUCAAGCUACUGGGGGAGGAACUGCCAUUCAGAAUCCACUUCAACAAAUAUUUCAGCAAGUUGGGAAGCAAUCCUUGAUGUCUCAGCCAACCCCAGUCAGUAUUAUACAGGCAAAUAUGUCUUCUCUUCAAGAAACCAGCAAUGGUAGCUUGCUGACCUCCAAGUCGCCUGUGCCCCAGCACCUAAAGAUGGGGGAUAAAGACUUGCUUGGGGCUUCUGCUGCCACACUAGAAGUCACCAGAAGUCAGGGGGAAGUUGCAAUAGGGACCCUGGUAAGCCUGCAGUCUUCAAGUUCUUUACAGACUCCCCAGAUAGCCGUUACGACUGUCCCUGUUGCAAAGUCAUCUGGAGUAGAAAACCCCAGGUCCAGAGAAGUAAGAGAAGGCGUUUCUUCUGGUGAGGGUCAAUUGUCUGUGAAUGUUGAUCAGCCUCCGGAACCUGAUGAUAUAAUUGAGCUGAUAAUUAUGGGCAAUGACUUGGAUGACCCUGCCCUUCUCUCUGAUGAAACCAGUCUCUCUUUCGUUGAAGAGUUAGAUACCAGUGUACAAAUGGAAUCAGAUCUGCUGGCCCAGAAAAAUAUUUCUAAUGACCUUGAAGAAAUCAUUCAACUAGAUGGGACAAGUGAUCUCUCACCCAAAGCAGAAAUAGAAAGUCCAAGAGAUGGAGAAGAUGAGGAGCUUGUGGGUAUAAUUGAUGCUGAAGAUUUAAAAGUCUUGGAUGAGGAGGAAGAGGAGGAAGGUGAAAAUAGCACUUCAGACAAUCAGUCUCUCAACAGUACCAGUGAUGCUGAUGAAUCCUCAGUUGAUAUUGUUGAAGAGGAUCCUUUAAAUUCCGGUGAUGAUGUUAGUGAACAAGAAACACCUGAUGUUUUUGACACUGAUAAUAUAAUUGUGUGCCAAUAUGACAAGGUUCAGCGAAGUAAGAACAGAUGGAAAUUCUACUUGAAAGAUGGUGUGAUGUGCUUUGGGGGAAAGGACUACAUUUUCUCCAAAGCCAUUGGAGAUGCAGAAUGGUGAAAGUUUUAGAAAUAUCUGCAGUAUUUUUAAAAACUGUUUUGUAAAAUUCAGUAAGGAAAUAUUGAACUUUUUGUGUUCUGAAAAAAAUUCAC
Messenger RNA from Ahaetulla prasina, 1650 nucleotides. It is a transcript of the gene GTF2A1L, whose product is annotated as general transcription factor IIA subunit 1 like. The record is from RefSeq and is a predicted model, not a curated record. The transcript is spliced from 9 exons. Lineage: Eukaryota; Metazoa; Chordata; Lepidosauria; Squamata; Colubridae. Gene Ontology annotation, biological process: transcription by RNA polymerase II; transcription initiation at RNA polymerase II promoter. The coding region runs from base 38 to 1558 and encodes 506 amino acids. Gene Ontology annotation, cellular component: transcription factor TFIIA complex.